AACCCCUCGUAUCCUUAACCCCAAACCGGGUGCCAACAAAGCUAGGGUUUGCAGAGCUCCCGCCACCACAUUCAGAUCUCACAUCUGCAACUUCCACAUUCGCGACAAUGGCGACCCAAAUGAGCAAGAAGCGAAAGUUCGUCGCCGACGGAGUGUUCUUCGCCGAGCUGAAUGAAGUUCUCACGAGAGAGCUCGCCGAAGAUGGCUACUCUGGCGUUGAAGUUAGGGUCACACCGAUGCGUACCGAGAUCAUAAUCAGAGCCACUCGUACCCAGAACGUGCUCGGAGAGAAGGGGAGGAGGAUUAGGGAGCUAACCUCAGUGGUACAGAAGAGGUUUAAGUUUCCAGAAAACAGUGUUGAGCUUUAUGCUGAGAAGGUUAACAAUAGAGGGCUUUGCGCUAUUGCCCAAGCUGAGUCUCUCCGUUACAAGCUUCUUGGAGGCCUCGCUGUCCGCAGGGCCUGCUAUGGUGUUUUGAGAUUUGUCAUGGAAAGUGGGGCCAAGGGUUGUGAGGUGAUUGUUAGUGGAAAGCUAAGAGCACAGAGAGCCAAGUCCAUGAAGUUCAAAGAUGGGUACAUGAUUUCUUCUGGUCAGCCAGUUAAUGAAUACAUCGAUUCUGCUGUGAGGCAUGUCCUCCUUAGACAGGGUGUACUUGGUAUUAAGGUCAAGAUUAUGCUUGAUUGGGAUCCCAAGGGCAAGCAAGGCCCCAUGACCCCCUUACCUGACCUUGUUACAAUCCACCAACCGAAGGAGGAUGAGUAUUUCAGGCCGGCAGUAGCAGCAGCUGCAGUAGUGGCACCACCUGUUCUGGGCGCAACUGAUAUUGAUGUCCCCCUGGUUGUGGCUUAAGUCCUUAACAUAUGUUCUGAGAUAGUCAUCCAUUUUUUGUAACUUCAAUCUCGAGUGUUUUAAUUUUAUUGUUUUCUUAUGAAAAAUUUUGCGUACCAAAAGAUGGGACAGAGCAUUUCUCGAAUUGUGUCGCACUCAGACAAUUUUGUUUAAUAUUUCUUUAUUUUCAGAAUUGUUUAUGUUCUUUC
Molecule: messenger RNA, 1036 nt
Organism: Prunus persica (peach)
Lineage: Eukaryota; Viridiplantae; Streptophyta; Magnoliopsida; Rosales; Rosaceae
Product: 40S ribosomal protein S3-3
Exons: 6
Coding region: 108-848 (246 amino acids)
Biological process (GO): translation
Cellular component (GO): nucleus; cytosolic small ribosomal subunit
Molecular function (GO): structural constituent of ribosome; RNA binding
Source: RefSeq, a predicted model, not a curated record